AUGGCGUCCUUCACCAAAGACCAGGAGGAAUAUGCUUCAUACACCUGCGACAACGCAGGCGACCAAAUCAACCAGGAUGUCAAGAGCCCGAUCUUGCCCUCCGAAAAUUCCAAACAUGGACGGAGAGAAACCGCCCCUGGGCACACAAUACUUUCGGCCCUGCCUUCGACAGCCAGCGAAAACCUCCCCAUCACGUACCAGUUAAUGCUGCUGAUCAACCAAGCCAAGUUCAACGGUGGAAUUGUCAGCACCGGAUUUGGAAUGCAAGACUUCGCUGCGCAUGGCUCCCGCCAGGUCGCCCGAGGGGGCUACUUCCAGACGCGUGAGUUCGACGGUCUCGGUGUGGCCAAGUAUCCCAUCUUUGCUACGGCCUCGACUGAGCUCUCGGCCAAAAGCUACAAGGCCGUCGCGAACGAGUUGCGUGUCCUCUCGCAUCCCCCGCUCAUGAAGCAUCAAAAUAUCGUCAAUAUCAUGACCAUCGGCUGGACCAGACUGGACCCUGUCGCUCCCACCUGGAUGCCCAUGAUCUUCCUCGAACCGGCCGACCUCGGCACCUUGACCAAGUAUUUGUCCGACAACCGCCCAGGGGUGGACUCAAAACUGGACAUUGCACGCGAUGUGGGGGCAGGACUGCAGGCGCUGCAUGCUUGCGGGAUUAUGCACGGAGACCUCAAGAUGGACAACGUCUUGAUGUUCAAGGGAGAGAAUGGCAAGGUUCGGGCCAAGCUCUGCGACUUUGGGUGUUCCUACAUUAUGAAGUCCCGCGAAAAUGAGGACGAGAGCGCUGAGGUGGAAAUCACGACGGGCACAAAGCCGUGGAACUCCCCCGAGCUGAACCGCAAGGUUCCGGUUUCGCUUCUGCGAAACGUGGACGCAUAUUCCUUUGGCCUGCUGGUUUGGAGCGUGUUCCUCAAUGGGCGCAACCCGUUUGAAGGGAUGGACGAGGACGACAUUGACCACCGCAAGGCGCAGGAUCUCAUAAUUUCGGACGCUUCACUGUCACUUGAGGACCAAUACAACAAGAACACGAUUCUCCAGGGCAAGCUUUCCAGCCACGACAGAACUCACCUCUACAUGCGAGUUGCAAUGCCGAAGCGAUGCUUUCGGUACACCUUGGCUUGGGCGGUUCAAGACCGCGAUUUGGAUACCGCCAUAAACAGCCUGUCGUUUGAGAAUCUCUAUGGGAUGGUAGGAUCCAAGGAUGACAUGAUCUUGGAAACGUCAAGGGUUACCUUCGGUACGACUGGGAUUGAGUUUCUCAGACUCUUCGACAUCCCGUGGACCGCCAAGGUCAUGUUCCUCCGAUCCCUCGAGCAAAUAGCAGCAGACGAAAGCAACUCAGACGAUACGAGAGCCGGGGCCUAUCUGCAGCUCUGCUACGCGCACCUCGACUCAUUCGGGACAUCCACCGACUUUGAAAAGGGGAUUAGAUGCCUAAAGGCAGCCGCAGGACUUGGUUCCACUACAGCUGCCUCCAUUCUUCACCCCCUAAUCCUUGCGACCGGACAUACGAUUGACCCUGAAAUUGAGAAGAGUUUGAAGGAAUGGUUGGUCAAGGCAGUGGCCGCUGGCUCCUUGUUAGCUCGCAGAGAGCUUCAAAUGUUGGACGAGGAUCCAGCGACUUUGAGAAAGGCUGAGGAAGAACGCAGGUUGUGGAUGGGGGCAAAGACGCCUACCGCCAACGGGUUCGCUGAUGCCGAACAUGUCGACAAGAUGUUUCUUCCGAUAAAUCUACCGGUGCUGCAGGUGCUUCUCGGUGCUGGCCAAGAAUCUGUCCUUGAGCCACUGGGCGGCCGCCAGUUGAGGUUCAUGAGUCUCUCCAAGAACACAUAUCUCCAUGCCGGAGCCGCGUUGGGCGUUGACCACGAUCACUUUCGCAGUGCCAUCUCCGUGGUGGAUGACGAGACGGUCAACGCUCAGGAUCAGGCUGGGAACACAGCACUCCAUCUGGCCAUCCAGUUUGGAAACGUCAAGAUAGCUCAAAUCCUUCUGGAAAUGGGUGCAAGUGCAUCGCUGACUAACAAACGCGGGGAGACGCCAUGGCAUUGGCUCAUAUCCUUGGGCGAUGAGGAUGUUCGUCUGCUGACGCUCCUGAUGAGGGACGAUGCCGAGGGUCUUGAGAGCUUCGCAGCGGGGAGAAAUACCCUCGACAAUCAAUACGCGGUCGAACACGGCGGGACGCCGCUGCAUUGGGCUGUGCAGAUGAACCGUCAUACUAUGGCCGUCGAACUUCUCGACUGCGGCGCUGACCCGCUCCUUGAAUAUCGAGGCUUGUCGCCCAUCGACCUGGCCAUCGACCGCAAUGCGCCUGAGCUUUUGGAAUUGCUUCUCCAGUCCGCUGCCGAGAGCGGGCGGGAUGUCUUGCCAAUGCGGACGUUGACCGACUUGACAAACACCCAUAACCCCAUUGACAAAAACGAGUCGAGCGUCGACAGCCUGCUCCUCCAGGCAACUCUCAUCCGACCCAUGCACGAGCGCCUCUUGUACGGCGGCUCUGCUUGGCUUGCUGGUCAGACAUCGACACUGAAGAUUCUCCACGAGCACGGGCAUUUGCCAUCGUGGGACGAGGAAAACAAUCAGGCCAGGUUGGGUGCGUUUCGCGUACUCAGCUUCUCCAGCACUACGGGACCUGAGAUGAUGGACGCGAUGAUCGAAGUAGCAGGAAUUUUUCCCAGCAGUCCCGAGAGUGAUGUAAAGGAUGAUUCUGGGAGCACCGACGAGGCCGCCCUGAAAUUCUGGAAGACCGCCUUGCAGAACAUCGUCAAGACUAGCACGCCCACCAUGCUGCAUUAUACGAUUCAAAAAGUUCGGGAAUACUCAUCGACUUCCCGCCUCGACGAUGCAGACGCGCUUCUCUAUCAAUACUGCGCCUCCCUUACAGCCGACGUAUCCGUGGUCGAGACCCUCUUGAAGGACUGUUCCAGUGUGGACUGCGCCACCGAGGAUGGACGUACUCCGUUGAUGAACGCGGUGCGCAACCGCAAUUUUGAGAUUGCCACGUACCUUCUUGAGCGCGGUGCCGACCCGGGUCGCUGGUGGGUCAACAAUGACGACGACAAGGAACGCCUACAUGUAUACAUACUGUACGAGUACGUCGUCAACAACACCGACGUUGACGUCGUCCCGCUCAAGUACCUCCUCGAACCGACGCACCCAUUCCCAGACAAGAUGCCACCAUUCCUCAUCGGACCCGACAGCAAAGACACUGUGCUCCACCAAGCCUGCAAAGACGGAAACCCCGUCAUCGUGGACUACCUGCUCUCCAAGUUUUGCUCAGAGGACCACAUAAACCACCACGGCGAGGGCGGCUUCACCGCGCUGCACCAUGCCGUCUUCAACGGUCACGCCGACCUGGUCGCGAAGCUCUGCGAAGCCGGUGCCGAUGUUAACGUCAGGAGCGGCGUCAGCAACAUGAUGAACCGGCUACGCACACGCCCACUCGAUCUCUGCUUCUGGCGGGCGACACAGAGUGUGGAGUUUUUGGCCAGAAAGUUCGGGCUCGAGCGGACAAAGGAGGAUAUCUAUCUCGGCCGCUUGCGCAUCGCCGACCUCCUGCAGCGGCGCUACGGUGCGCGCCGCGCGGACCGCUUCCUCGCGCACCGCAGCGUGGCCAUGAGCCUUGCUGUCGGUGCCGCUGAGAAGGGCUUGAUCCGGUUGCUGGCCGAAGCCCUCCGCAUCGUGGGCAAAGAGAUGGUCUCGACCGGCUACAGGCAUGUCGACUUUCCGAUUUUACUGACGAACCUGCUUUGGCUUGCCGCGACGAAGGGCCAUGUUAGUGCGACGCGUCUUUUGCUCGGUCUCGGCGCCGAUCCGAAUCAGCGGUCACCCAAGGGAGUCUCACUUCUGCAUAUGGUGGCGGGGCUGGGCCUGGCAGAGGUGGUGUACGUCCUGGUCAAAAAGGGCGGUGCUGACAUCAACGCCGAAGAUCCCGCGGGGGAGUCGGUGGCGUCGUAUUCAAUGAGGUCGAACGACGUUGCAACGGUUCGAAUGGCGAAGAGCCUAGGUGGGUAUUUUACCAUGCCCAGGGCCAGUAUGGCGAGAGCUCUUGGCUUUGAGCCACCUUUCAGCGUCAAGUUUACUGUCAAGGUUGGUGGCGAACCGAGCGAUGACGAACUUGGUGACUCGGACGAGGAAGAGAAGACCAGUGGAGGCGCAGAAGGCGACGAAGAUGACGACGGCGACGAAAGCGAUAGUGGUCCCGACGAUGGACCUCGGCCGGAGGAGCACGGGGUUAGUACGCAGGGUUGA
Molecule: messenger RNA, 4248 nt
Organism: Canariomyces notabilis
Lineage: Eukaryota; Fungi; Ascomycota; Sordariomycetes; Sordariales; Chaetomiaceae
Product: ankyrin
Exons: 3
Coding region: 1-4248 (1415 amino acids)
Biological process (GO): protein phosphorylation; positive regulation of transcription by RNA polymerase II
Cellular component (GO): nucleus
Molecular function (GO): ATP binding; protein kinase activity; protein binding
Source: RefSeq, a predicted model, not a curated record